This is a messenger RNA of Lolium perenne, 733 nucleotides long. The record is from RefSeq and is a predicted model, not a curated record. Lineage: Eukaryota; Viridiplantae; Streptophyta; Magnoliopsida; Poales; Poaceae.
CAGCCUUGUCGACACAUUCCUCAGUCCUCGCCGUACACACUCUUUCUUCCUCCUCUCUGGCUGUCUUGCCCUCCAGUCCUCCACUACCUCCCCGCCGAUGGCGCGUGGACGGUCGCUCCACUGCCCUCAGCCGCCGGCGCGAGGACCACUGCCUCCCCGCAGCCGGUGCGAGGACCACGGCCGCCACAGCCUCCCCGCAGCCGGUGCGAGGACCACGGCCGCCACAGCCUCCCCGCCGUUGCCACGAGUUCCAGAUGCUCCACUGCCUCCCUGCCCCCUCCCCACCGGCGCGAGAACCGCGUCCUCCUGGGUUCCCCUCCGCCGGCGCAAGGACGGGCCCCUCCCCUGGUUCCCCUCCGCCGGCGCAAGAACUUGUCCCUCCCCUUGUUCCCCUCCACCGACGCCAAGAUCGCUCCUUCCCCUGCCUCCUCACGGCUGCCGCGAUAUCCACCCCAUACACUACCUCCCCGCCACUGCCAGAACGGCCGGCCCAUCCCCUGCCGCGCUCGCGUUGGAGGAAUCAACAACGUGGGCUGGGUCCUCCCGGCUCCCUAGGGACAAGUGACGCCGGUGUUGACACCCCGCUCUGGCGGGUUGGCCGUGUCGCAAGCCUCUCGGUCGACUCCCCUCUCCACCUUGCUCACCACUGGAUGCCACACAGUUUCUAGUAAAUGAUGCAAAGGUGAUUCAACAAUUUUUCUGGUUCUUCUGAAGCUGUUCUGGAACCCUGAAG